UUGAGCUUCUAGGUCCUCAGGGGUUUGAGAUGAUCUCCAAACUCCUUCAGAGAAGGUCAGACAUCGUGGACUCCCUGGUGUCCAUCCCGUUGGAUAGCAGACCUCACUACAAUUCAGGACAGCUUAAAGGGAUGAGAGAUGAAUCCGCCAAGCCCACAUACGGCUGCCAGGUGACCAUCCAGUCCGAGCAGGAGAAGCACAUGAUGAAGAUUUACAGAAAAGAAGAGAAGAAGGAGAGGAAACGUGAGAAACGAGGAGAUGAAGGGGAUACCUGUGAAAACGCCUUUCAUUUUGACCCUAAGGAGCUGAGACUGCAGAGGUUAGCACCUGAUGAAAAAGAGCAAUGA
Sinocyclocheilus grahami is the source of this 347-nucleotide messenger RNA. Its product is annotated as activating signal cointegrator 1 complex subunit 3-like. The coding region runs from base 30 to 347 and encodes 105 amino acids. NCBI's taxonomy places the organism in Eukaryota, Metazoa, Chordata, Actinopteri, Cypriniformes, Cyprinidae. The transcript has 3 exons. The record is from RefSeq and is a predicted model, not a curated record.